Messenger RNA from Lodderomyces parapsilosis, 1596 nucleotides. RefSeq names its product Rim21p (gene RIM21). The record is from RefSeq and is a predicted model, not a curated record. The transcript has a single exon. Gene Ontology annotation, biological process: cellular response to pH. Gene Ontology annotation, cellular component: plasma membrane. Lineage: Eukaryota; Fungi; Ascomycota; Pichiomycetes; Serinales; Debaryomycetaceae. Bases 1 to 1596 code for a protein of 531 amino acids.
AUGUAUUGGAAAAAUACAUGGUGGGAAGGAAAAGCCUAUCCUUCGUGUGAGGAAAUCAAAUUGAAUGAAGGCAUGGUAAUAUCGCAUGAUCAUGAUUACUCAGUACAACAUAUCUUGAAAGCUAUUUACGUACAGAACUGUUACCGCGACGCCAUACCCGUUUUGAACACCAACGUCGGUUUAGUUAUUGAUAAGUUUACAAAGCCUUUACCUAUCGUUGCUGAGUCAUGGGCAAAUUUCACUCAUCACAACAUUCGAGGGUCUUUCAGUUACAGUGUGGUAUCUAUCGUAUAUGCUAUUGCCGUACUGGCUGUUAUCACUUGGUUUCUCACCAUUUUUGUCUUUACCAACUAUACCAUUAAGCCAUCGUGGUUGUUGAAGUUAUCUACGUUGCUAUCUUCAGUUUAUAUUCUUGUGGUUGUUGUUAAAUCAAUCAUCAUUUUCCACCUGCAACAAAGGGAAGGGUAUCUUCAUGGAGCAAAGGUUUUGAAUGAAAUAAACGAAAAUAAAGCAGUUAAUAUUAUCGACUUGAUUGUAGUGUUACUUCUACAAAUCAAUCAAGUGCAAGUUAUUAUGAGAUUAUUUCAGCGACAAAAGGAUAAACGUCUCACGUUUUAUGUCGGUUGUGCUGCAUCUUUGACAUCACAAGUCAUAUGGGGUGUGUCACAGUUUCAUUUCUUUGACGUCAACAACGAAGCAGGAGAUAUCUUGCCCGCAUUUAUUUACUUGGUGAGAAUUGCUAUGGCUUUAUGCUAUGCUGCUAUCAUCACCGUCUAUUUCAUCAGUAAAAUACAAAUCAUUAUAGCUAAUCGACGAAUUUGGUUGUUAACCCUACUCACAUUGAUCUUGAUCUAUAGCCCGGUUGCCUUUUUCAUUGCCGAUGUUUCUAAUGCUUUCAUAUAUGAAUUAUCAGAGAUUUUCUCUGUUGUGAAUUAUGUGAUUGGCGUGGUGAUCCCAUGGGAAUGGUGCAACAAAUUCAAUUUGAUAAUGAGAGCUAAAGAAAAAGAGGGUGUUCUUGGAAGACGAUUUUAUGAGGAUGAAUCGUAUGAGCUUGACAGGUUUGAGCUUUUCGUUGAAGAGCAGAUGCCAGCAGAUGACGAUGAUGGUGAUGGUGAUGAUGCAAGUGGCGAGAACGCCAUCCAACGUGGUGAUGAAGAAGCAACCCAGAACCACAGACAACUUCUUUCACGAAGAACUAACCCUACCCUUGAUAGACCAGACAUUGAUGCAAGUGAUUUGUCAGCUGCUACAAAGGUCUUGCAUGCAUUGCAAGCUUCGAAACAAGCAUUCUUGACACUAACAGAUAAUAUUAUAGCAGCUGGCUUUGCUAUACCGAGGUCUGUUAGUGUGUCUACUCAUUCAUUUAGUGGACGACUGAGGGAAAAUCAUCAAGUUGAUUUGGAUGAAGCGAAUGAUGCUAGAACUAAAAAUACCAAUGCUGGAGCCGGCAGUUUCAGCGGGGAAAAUGCCACUCACGAAGCACAGCCAGAAUUCAAUACAGCAUCAUCCACAACUAGCAGAAACAGAAGAAACGUUUAUGUAUAUGCCAAAAAAGAGGUUGUCGUGGAUCUUUCUAGUCAAGAAGAAGAACGUUAA